AUGGGCGAUUGCAACCAAAACGAGACUGACGAGGCACCCUUUUCCCAACGACCCAUUGUCAUUCUAGGUGCAGGGAUCAUUGGCUGUGCGGCUGCCCGACAAUUACUGUUGAAAGGGUUCCCGGUGGUGUUGGUGGCCGAAUAUCUGCCGGGAGAUCAGAGUAUCUACUACGCAUCGGCGUGGGCAGGGGCAGCAUGGCAUGCUGCCGGCGGUAUUACCCCUGAUCAACGCUAUCUCCAAGUUGUCACACAUCGGAUACUACUGAAGAUGGCACAAGAUGGCCCCGAGGCUGGAGUCAGCAUUGUCAAUGCAAGAGAGUAUCUCGAGCAGCAACCGACCCCUGACUCGGCGAUCUGGGGCAAGACAGUAGUCUCCAAGUUUCAUGAGAUGAAGCCUGGUGAAUACCCUCCAGAAUUUCACAGUGCUUGGGCCUACGAAACGCUUGUGACAGAUCCCACGAGGCAUAUGCCUUAUCUUAAGCAGCAAAUUGAGCAUCUUGGUGGUCAAUUUAUCCGCCAACGUGUAGACUCUCUUCAGGAGUUGUACGGGAUGUUUCCCGAGUCACGCGUCUUCAUCAAUGCCAGCGGCUGGGGCAGUAAAGCCCUGACGGAUGUGCAAGAUGAGAGUUGUUUCCCGGAACGAGGGCAGAACGUAUUUCUGACCACGGAUCGCUGCGACACCAUGUACUUCCGAAAUGGCAAGGAAUAUACCUAUAUCAUUCCUCGACCUUUAUCAAAAGGGAUCGUCCUGGGUGGGGUGAAGCAACAAGGCAACCUAUCACCUGAAGUGGAUAUGGAAAUAGCACGGGAUGAAAUUGCACGCGCGCAUCGGUUAGCUCCCGAGAUUGUUCCUGAACACCCGGCGCCAGACACAGUGAGCCACAUCAUUGGUAUUCGGCCCUCACGAAAGGGUGGAUUCCGUCUCGAUUCUGAGCGCAAGGGCAGCCGGGUGAUACUGUCGGCCUAUGGAUUUGGUGGGGGCGGAUACGCCUUCUCGUAUGGAAUUGCAGAUGCGUUGGUGAAGAUGGUGGAGACAGCGGAGCGAGAGAACGUUGUGUAG
This is a messenger RNA of Penicillium bovifimosum, 1059 nucleotides long. Its product is annotated as FAD-dependent oxidoreductase. The transcript has 3 exons. The coding region runs from base 1 to 1059 and encodes 352 amino acids. Gene Ontology annotation, molecular function: FAD binding; D-amino-acid oxidase activity. The record is from RefSeq and is a predicted model, not a curated record. Lineage: Eukaryota; Fungi; Ascomycota; Eurotiomycetes; Eurotiales; Aspergillaceae.